Chelonia mydas (Green sea turtle) is the source of this 1572-nucleotide messenger RNA. It is a transcript of the gene POLR1E, whose product is annotated as RNA polymerase I subunit E. NCBI's taxonomy places the organism in Eukaryota, Metazoa, Chordata, Testudines, Cheloniidae. Gene Ontology annotation, molecular function: DNA binding. The transcript is spliced from 12 exons. Gene Ontology annotation, cellular component: RNA polymerase I complex. Gene Ontology annotation, biological process: transcription elongation by RNA polymerase I; nucleolar large rRNA transcription by RNA polymerase I; RNA polymerase I preinitiation complex assembly. The record is from RefSeq and is a predicted model, not a curated record. The coding region runs from base 86 to 1330 and encodes 414 amino acids.
UGCGCCGGCCGGCGGUAGGCGGCGAUCGCGGCCGGGGCGGGGCGGGGCGGGAGGCGGUCUCCAGCCGGCCGCGAGGAGCCGCGCCAUGGCCGCUGCCGCCCGCUGGUGCUACCGGGGGGACCCCCAGGAGGCCCAGAGCGCCCCGCUCGUUCAAUUUUCAAAUGGAAAACUGCAGAAUUCUGAAAACAUGGAUUUUACUUUAUACAAAAGCAAAGAUGCGAUUAAUCCCAGAAAGAAACACCAAAGAAUCUUGACUUUGGAGACAGACAGGCUUUCUUAUGUGGGAAAAAACUUCGGCUCAGGAGUCUUGAAAUGUAACUCCCUCUGCAGGUACUUUGUCGGUGUGUUAGAUAAGGACGCUGGACAAAUGGAAGUCUAUAAUGCUGAAUUAUUCAACAUGCAGCCGUUGUUGUCAGAUGAUUUAAUAGAUGACGACCUGUCAGAGUAUCAGAAUAAAUCCUACAGAGAGAAGGUGGAUUCGUGUAUUGAAGCCUUCGGCACCAACAAGCAGAAGCGAGCCCUGAACUCUCGAAGGAUGCACCAAGUUGGCAGUGAGACUUUAAAUGUGGCUGUGACAAAAGCAGCCGAAAACAUCAUAGAGACAAAAGGUGUUGCUGCUUUAGUCAGUGACGCUGCUCAGGAUGACGUGCAAGAUGUCUCCCUCUUCCUACCUCCCUGCCAGGAAGAUGCUGACAGACCAGAGAACGUCUACAGGUUUGAGGACAUCCUCUCCCCUGCCGAAUAUGAAGCGCUGCAGACUCCAGCGGCAGCUUUCGUUAGCAUUACUCCUGAGGCGAUCCUUAAGAAGACAGAAGAGAAAAGCCAUUGCUCCUUCGUUCUAGAAGAACUGAAGUCCAUGCCUCCAAGUGAGGACAGCUCGGACCAUAAGGCGCGGUGUCUGUGGUUUCUGGAUGCCCUCAUCAAGUUCAGUUUCCAGAAAGUGAUUAAGAAGAAACAUGCAAUGGGGCCCGACUGUCCACACAUCAUUAACAGCAAACUCAUGAAAAACUUCACAGCGCUGACGUACAACAAUGGCAGUAUCCAGAAUUUAAUCUCUGCUUCGAUGAAAGCUAAAAUUACAGCCUACGUCAUAGCCUUAGCCUUGCACAUUAACAACUUCCAAACAGACCUGACUGUGCUACAGAGGGACAUGAAACUCCGCGAGAACAGAAUACUGGAGAUCGCUAAAGCCAUGAGGCUGAAGAUCUCCAAAAGGAAGGGGCCGUCAGGACUCACGGACGAUGAAGACCACAAGUUGGCCACCCUCUCUCUGCCCUUACCUGUGUACAAGCCGUCAGGGAGCCAGCGGAAGCGCAAGAAGAUGAAAUAAAGGAAUACUGUGCACAUCUCACUGAGGAGAACACUGGCUGAAAGGACAGGGAAGGAGCCUCUGCAAGAACAAAGCUGAUGCCAGUUCCCUGAUCCCACUUGAAAUCUGAGCUCCUAGAAGGGCUAUUUUGCCAGACAGUGGAACUGGACAAGGCUGAUACUAAUAAUGGGUUUGGCUUACGUUCAUCUCUGUAAUCAGUCCUUUUUGAAAAUAAACCAAAACCCUCUCCUCCUUUCUACACA